Syzygium oleosum is the source of this 1523-nucleotide messenger RNA. Its product is annotated as protein RGF1 INDUCIBLE TRANSCRIPTION FACTOR 1-like. The transcript is spliced from 4 exons. The record is from RefSeq and is a predicted model, not a curated record. Lineage: Eukaryota; Viridiplantae; Streptophyta; Magnoliopsida; Myrtales; Myrtaceae. The coding region runs from base 512 to 1303 and encodes 263 amino acids.
UAGGGUUCUUAGCUUUUCUAGGAGUGAAACCAGCGCGAGAAAGAUUUGCUUUGGAACUUCUCUCGAAAGUUCAAAUCAGAUCAUCAAGAACAGUGCACGCGAAUGAGUUUUUUAAGCAAAAAAAAAAAAAGGGAAAAGAAAAGAGAGCUUCUCGUCCUUAAAUGAACCUCCCAACUUCCCCUGUUUCCGCUCUUCAUUGGUAAAAUCACAGAAGCAGAGUAAAUAUUACAUGCCCACCGGCGCGCCGUUUCCACUUUCUUUGCUUGCACUCUUCUCCAAUUCCAUCACUCUCUCUCUGUCUCUCUCUCAUGGAACUAUUGGUAUAAAAGCCUGACAAAAGCCUUAGCUGUCUCUGCUCUGUUCUCGAGUCUCUCGACCCUGUCUUCGUCUUCAGAAACAGAGAAGAAACUUUUGCUUGAGAAAAGAUGGUGACCUUCGUUACUAGAUUUUCAAUAUUUUGAGUUCUUUCGAAUUUUUGGAGGAUCUUGUGAGAUGGGUCAUUGAAUUUUCCAUGUGGGUGUUGUGCCCUUCUUUCUUUCUUUUUUUGGGUCAGGUCGGUGGUGGUGGUGGUGGUGGGGGUGGUGGGGGUUCAAAUAUUCCCCGGUGGCUCCGAAUUCUCCUCGGAGAGAAGUUCUUCGAUCCGUGCGGUGUUCACGACUGUGUGAAGAAGAACGAGAAGAACACGUUUUGCUUGGAUUGCUGCGUCAGCAUUUGCCCUCAUUGCUUGCCUCCUCAUCGCCAUCACCAUCUCUUGCAGAUAAGGAGGUAUGUGUACCACGAUGUCAUUCGCUUGGAUGAUGCGCAGAAACUACUCAACUGUUCCCUCGUCCAACCAUACACAACAAACAGCGCGAAAGUGGUGUUCUUGAACCAGAGGCCAAUGUCUCGGCCAUUCAGAGGCUUGGGCAACUUCUGCGUCACUUGUGACCGAAGCCUCCAAGAAGGCUUCCUCUUCUGCUCUCUCUCAUGCAAGGUCCACCACCGAAUGACCAAAAAAAUUGGCCUCGAGAAACGGCUCCAAAACCACAGCUGUGAGCCCCUUCCAUCACUGAACAAACCAUCCAACGAGGGAUUCCCGGAGCUCGAAGAUGGACACGUCACCCUCGACUCGGUCCUCGAUUUGCCCGUCUCGCCGCCCGCGUCCCCCGACUCAACCCCCAGCACUGAGUUCGUCAGGAGGAAGCGCAGCCGCCCGGUCCCGAUGACCCGGGUGACGGGUCGGCUCAGGUGCCUGCCGGCGACGGACGUGGCCGGCUUCGUUAACCGGCGGAAGGGCGUCCCUCACCGGUCGCCCCUGCACUGACCACGUGGCGGGAGACGACUGGGCACGCCCUCCUGACGGAUUUCGGCGAUCUGACAAGAAACACACCGGCUUCUCUUUUUGUUUUCUUCUCUUUUGUAAAGUGAUUAUCAUCAUUGUACAUAUGUAUGCGUGCAUGGUUGCAUCUGCCGGUGUCAAUUAAACGUUGCGAAUUAACCCCGUCAGUUUACCAUAACUAGCUAGACAGCAUUUCGUGUGGUCU